Striga hermonthica is the source of this 180-nucleotide messenger RNA. NCBI's taxonomy places the organism in Eukaryota, Viridiplantae, Streptophyta, Magnoliopsida, Lamiales, Orobanchaceae. The record is from the annotation of a GenBank genome assembly.
CUCCGCCGUCGACCUCGCCCUUCCCCCCACCGCGCCGGAAAAUCGAGCUCCAAGCUCGAACGUCGACCAUUAAUGGCGGCUCCCACUGUCAACAAACGGACCCCGAUGUCGCACCUCAACCCAGAUCAUCUCAGCACUGCCGAACCUCCGCCAGUUCCAGCCGCGCUGCCGAAAAUGGGC